This is a messenger RNA of Trichophyton benhamiae CBS 112371, 849 nucleotides long. RefSeq lists its product as uncharacterized. The coding region runs from base 1 to 849 and encodes 282 amino acids. The record is from RefSeq and is a predicted model, not a curated record. The transcript has 2 exons. Lineage: Eukaryota; Fungi; Ascomycota; Eurotiomycetes; Onygenales; Arthrodermataceae.
AUGGAUCUCGGCAAACGCUGCGGCAGCCCUGAAAGCCCCAAACGCAAGAAACGGAAAACGAAACAUGCUCUGAGACCCAGAUCAGCUUCAGUUCCAGCUCGAUCUAGGGCUCCACGGCCUGAGACUGCUCCUGAACCCAAGGCUGGAGACCCGUUGACGAAAGAAGCUCUUGAUGCAUUGGAUAAAUUCGUCAUGGCCAAUCCUAGUGCUGAGGCCUUGAACGAACGCGAGUCAGGGACAAAGAUGAAGCUUCGCUAUGCCCCUGAUUACUUCACUGCAUGUGACUUUGUUGCGCAAUGCGAGAUGCAAGAGAUUGCUGAAAAUGGAGGCUUUGAUAUGUCUGGCUUGAGAAUCGCCUUGCAUGACCGGACCCAUGACUAUGCUUGCAUUGAAGUUCCAAAGGGUGAGGAAGACUAUGCCGCUGAACAGUUUGCGGAUAACGAGGACGACGGAGCUGUCUGUGGAGACGACAAAGAUGGCAAAGCUCGUGAUAUCGACGAUACCCAGGUUGAAGGUGCUGUUGAUAUUGAAGGAAAUAUGACUGGCAACCGUACUAUCGAGCUUGCUUCCAAGGAGGCCUGGCUUGGGGCUCGCGGGAUGGUCCUGGACACUGCCGCUGAUGGAAGACUUGAGCUUCGCCCUCCUACUAGGCCAUCAUCUUCAGAGUCUGAUGAGGAAGAUGAGGAAGAUGAGGAUCCCAUGGUUGGCUUGCCAAUAUAUUUUUCAGAUCCAGCCAACUUGAACCUGAACGACUUUAUCCAGGUUCGCGCUGCCAUCGAGGAAACUGCUGUCAUCAUGAGGAGUCUUUUCGGCCGUCUGCAGAUGUUGGAGAAUGAGAACGAGGAUUAG